This is a messenger RNA of Cyanistes caeruleus (blue tit), 10727 nucleotides long. RefSeq names its product transient receptor potential cation channel subfamily M member 3 (gene TRPM3). Gene Ontology annotation, biological process: metal ion transport; protein tetramerization; monoatomic cation transmembrane transport. Gene Ontology annotation, molecular function: monoatomic cation channel activity. NCBI's taxonomy places the organism in Eukaryota, Metazoa, Chordata, Aves, Passeriformes, Paridae. The record is from RefSeq and is a predicted model, not a curated record. Gene Ontology annotation, cellular component: plasma membrane.
GCUGUCAGGUCUGCGGCUGAUCUCCCGGUGGGAUUUGCGGACAGUCAUGAACCAGACCGAGGCUCCCCGGCCACUCAACUGGACCAUCCGGAAGCUGUGCCAUGCCGCCUUCCUCCCCUCUGUCAGACUCCUUAAGGCACAGAAAUCAUGGAUAGAAAGAGCGUUUUACAAGAGAGAAUGUGUUCACAUCAUACCCAGCACCAAAGACCCCCAUAGGUGUUGCUGUGGGCGUCUAACAGGCCAACACAUUGGACAGCCUCCGAGCGCCUCCGUGACUCAGAACGAGAAAAAUGAAACCAGGCUUACUCGCAAUGACAUCCAGUCGGAGAAGUGGUCCAUCAGCAAGCACACCCAGCUCAGCCCGACGGACGCUUUUGGAACCAUUGAGUUCCAAGGAGGAGGCCACUCCAAUAAAGCCAUGUAUGUACGUGUGUCUUUUGACACAAAGCCUGACCUUCUUCUGCACCUGAUGACCAAAGAGUGGCAGCUCGAGCUCCCCAAACUUCUCAUCUCUGUGCAUGGGGGCCUUCAGAAUUUUGAACUUCAGCCAAAACUCAAACAAGUCUUUGGAAAAGGACUUAUUAAGGCUGCAAUGACAACUGGAGCAUGGAUUUUCACUGGAGGAGUAAACACAGGGGUCAUUCGGCAUGUUGGAGAUGCCCUGAAAGAUCAUGCCUCAAAAUCUCGAGGGAAGAUCUGCACCAUCGGUAUCGCUCCCUGGGGGAUUGUGGAAAAUCAAGAGGACCUGAUUGGCAAAGAUGUGGUCCGACCAUACCAGACGAUGUCCAAUCCCAUGAGCAAGCUGACAGUGCUCAACAGCAUGCAUUCUCAUUUUAUUUUGGCUGACAAUGGUACUACUGGUAAAUAUGGAGCAGAGGUAAAGCUUCGUAGACACCUGGAAAAGCACAUUUCACUUCAGAAGAUAAAUACAAGAAUUGGCCAAGGGGUUCCAGUGGUGGCCCUUAUUGUGGAAGGAGGUCCCAAUGUCAUCUCCAUUGUUCUGGAGUACCUGCGAGACACUCCUCCUGUUCCCGUUGUGAUCUGCGAUGGCAGUGGCCGAGCAUCUGACAUCCUUGCCUUUGGUCACAAAUAUUCUGAAGAAGGAGGACUUAUCAACGAGUCUUUGAGGGACCAGUUGCUAGUUACCAUCCAGAAGACUUUCACAUACACCCGAACCCAGGCACAGCACCUCUUCAUUAUCCUCAUGGAGUGCAUGAAGAAGAAGGAGCUGAUCACAGUUUUUCGAAUGGGAUCAGAAGGACACCAGGAUAUUGAUUUAGCGAUCCUGACAGCGCUGCUAAAAGGAGCUAACGCAUCUGCUCCCGACCAGCUGAGCCUGGCACUAGCCUGGAACAGAGUAGACAUCGCCCGCAGUCAGAUCUUUAUUUAUGGGCAACAGUGGCCGGUGGGCUCCCUUGAGCAAGCAAUGCUGGAUGCACUGGUAUUGGACAGAGUGGAUUUUGUGAAAUUGCUCAUAGAAAAUGGAGUAAGCAUGCAUCGUUUUCUCACCAUCUCCCGGCUAGAGGAAUUGUACAAUACGAGACAUGGGCCAUCCAACACUCUGCAUCAUCUAGUCAGGGACGUGAAAAAGCGAGAAUAUCCAGGUUUCGGUUGGAUCUAUUUUAAGGGGAACUUGCCUCCUGAUUAUCGGAUAAGUCUGAUUGACAUUGGGUUGGUGAUAGAGUACCUGAUGGGAGGAGCGUAUCGCUGCAAUUACACCCGAAAGCGGUUCAGAACUCUGUACCACAAUUUGUUCGGGCCUAAGAGGCCAAAAGCCCUGAAGCUGUUGGGAAUGGAGGAUGAUGUCCCUUUGCGUCGGGGGAGAAAACCAACAAAGAAGAAAGAAGAAGAAGUUGAUAUUGAUAUGGAUGACCCUGAGAUCAAUCACUUUCCCUUCCCAUUCCAUGAGCUGAUGGUGUGGGCUGUGCUGAUGAAACGUCAGAAGAUGGCCCUCUUCUUUUGGCAGCAUGGGGAAGAGGCUAUGGCUAAAGCACUGGUAGCCUGCAAACUCUGCAAAGCCAUGGCCCAUGAAGCAUCAGAAAAUGACAUGGUGGAUGACAUAUCCCAAGAGCUGAACCACAAUUCUAGGGACUUCGGCCAGCUGGCGGUCGAGCUGUUGGACCAGUCGUACAAGCAGGACGAGCAACUGGCCAUGAAACUGCUGACCUAUGAGCUGAAGAACUGGAGCAACGCCACGUGCCUGCAGCUUGCAGUGGCAGCCAAGCACAGGGACUUCAUCGCCCACACUUGCAGCCAGAUGCUGCUCACUGACAUGUGGAUGGGUCGUCUCCGAAUGCGAAAAAAUUCUGGCCUAAAGGUAAUUCUAGGAAUUCUACUUCCUCCUUCAAUCCUCAGCUUGGAGUUCAAGAACAAAGAUGAUAUGCCCUACAUGACCCAGGCCAAUGAGAUCCAUCUUCAAGAAAAGGAUCCAGAGGAACCAGAGAAGCCAGUGAAAGAAAAAGAUGAGGAAGACAUGGAGCUCACUGCAAUGCUGGGACGGGGAAAUGGAGAGUCCUCAAGAAAGAAAGAGGAUGAAGAAGUUCAGAGCAGACACAGGAUGAUCCCUAUUGGAAGAAAGAUUUACGAAUUCUACAAUGCUCCCAUCGUGAAGUUUUGGUUUUACACCCUGGCCUACAUAGGGUACUUGAUGCUGUUCAACUACAUUGUGUUGGUGAAGAUGGAUCGCUGGCCAUCUAUUCAGGAGUGGAUUGUCAUUUCAUACAUUUUCACUCUGGGAAUAGAGAAGAUGAGAGAGAUCCUCAUGUCAGAGCCUGGGAAACUGCUGCAAAAAGUCAAAGUUUGGCUCCAGGAGUACUGGAAUGUUACCGACCUCAUAGCCAUCCUGCUGUUCUCUGUUGGGAUGGUCCUCCGUCUGCAGGACCUGCCUCUGCGGAGCGACGGGCGCGUGAUCUACUGCGUCAACAUCAUUUACUGGUACAUCCGGCUGCUGGACAUCUUCGGCGUCAACAAGUACCUGGGGCCCUACGUCAUGAUGAUCGGGAAAAUGAUGAUAGACAUGAUGUACUUUGUCAUCAUCAUGUUGGUGGUUCUGAUGAGCUUUGGUGUGGCAAGACAGGCAAUUCUCUUCCCCAAUGAGGAGCCUUCGUGGAAGCUGGCGAAAAACAUUUUUUACAUGCCUUACUGGAUGAUCUAUGGGGAAGUGUUUGCAGACCAGAUAGACCCACCUUGUGGUCAAAACGAAACCCGAGAAGAUGGCAAAAUAAUCCAGCUACCGCCCUGCAAGACAGGAGCAUGGAUCGUUCCUGCCAUCAUGGCCUGCUACCUCUUGGUAGCAAACAUCCUUUUGGUGAACCUCCUCAUUGCGGUUUUCAACAACACAUUUUUUGAAGUAAAAUCUAUAUCAAACCAAGUUUGGAAGUUUCAAAGGUACCAGCUCAUCAUGACAUUCCAUGAAAGACCUGUUCUCCCACCACCUCUGAUCAUUUUCAGCCACAUGACGAUGAUAUUUCAACACCUCUGCUGCAGAUGGAGGAAGCAUGAAAGUGACCCGGACGAGAGAGACUAUGGAUUGAAACUUUUCAUAACUGAGGAUGAAUUGAAAAAGGUCCAUGACUUUGAGGAGCAGUGCAUAGAGGAGUAUUUCAGAGAAAAGGAUGACAGAUUCAACUCUUCCAAUGAUGAAAGAAUCCGUGUCACUUCAGAAAGGGUGGAGAACAUGGCCAUGCGACUGGAAGAAGUAAAUGAGAGAGAGCACUGCAUGAAGGCCUCUCUGCAGACCGUUGACAUCAGGCUAGCUCAGCUGGAAGACAUGAUGGGACGGAUGGUGACUGCCUUGGAAAAAAUGACUGGCAUUGAGAGAGGCGAGACGACUAAGAUACGAUCCAGGACCUCAUCUGACUGUACUGAUGCAGCCUACAUUGUGAGGCAGAGUAGCUUCAACAGUCAGGAAGGAAAUGCCUACAAGCUUCAAGAGAGCUUUGAUCCCACAGGAGAGGAGUCCAUGUCCCCAACGUCACCUACAAUCACACCCCGCAUGCGAAGCCACUCCUUCUAUGCAACAAACAUAAAGGACAAGUGUGGGCUGGAAAAGUUGGAAAGCAUUUUUAAGGAGAGAUCUCCUAGCCUGCAUCGGGCAAUCAGUUCCCACUCAAUAGCAAAAGAAGGAAAGGCUCCCUUGCCCCCUACCAGCACUUUGUCAAUCGCCCCAGACUCCAGAAGACCUUCAUCUUGUAUAGACAUCUACGUUUCUGCCAUGGAUGAGAUGCAUUCUGACACAGAACCUCUUGAGAGCUCCAUAAAUAUUCUUGGUCCUGAAGAUGCAGCUCUGCCAGCUCACAUAGCCUCUUCUCUUUUAACUAAUACUGCAUACAUCAGCAGUACAGCUGGUGAAAAGAUCUCUGGCAGGAGUCUUGAUUAUGAGGAAACUUCUGGAAUAGAAACAAGAGCAUUUUCUUCAGACUAUUCACAAAUCACAGACUGCCAAAUCCCAUGGGAUUCAGACCCUCCCUUGUAUCAUGCUUUAGAGCGAUCUAAAAGCAGCCGUUACCUGGCUACAACUCCAUUUAUUCUGGAGGAAACGCCAAUUGUGAAAUCUCACAGCUUCAUGUUCUCUCCUUCUCGAAGCUACUUCAGCAGCCUUGGCGUUCCAGUCAAAACAGCAGAGUACACAAGCAUUACGGAUUGCAUAGACACGAGGUGUGUGAGUGCUCCCCAAGCCAUUGCGGAGAGGGCCAGUUUCCCUGGAAGUCUCAGGGGCAAAGUGGAAGACUUGGGAUGCUGUCACCCAGAGAGAGAAGCUGAACUAACCCACCCAAGCUCUGAUCAUGAGGAUGUUGAGGUCAAAGACAAGAAGGGAACCCCCUUAUCUCCUCAAGACAGCAGUGCUCCAACAACUCUGCCCAACAGCAUCCCACUCCCUAAAAUAGAGCGAGCCAACAGCUACUCUGCAGAGGAGUCCAAUGUGUUGUAUGCACAGCACACACGAAAGAGCUACUCCAUCAGUGACAAACUUGACAGACAGCGAAACACAGCAGGCCCGCAGAACCCCUUGGAGAGGAGUAAGUCCUCAAGGCCAGAGAGCAAAGGGGACAACCUGUCCAUGAGGAGACUGUCAAGAACAGGAGCCUUCUGCAGCUUUGAAAGCAAGCACAGCUAGGCUUAUUCAAAGCUCACCAGCAGUCUAAGGGUCAUCUGCCCUUCAAUCUGUUUUUCCUAGCAGAAUUUUACAAAAGCCCUCACAUCACCCCGUGUCAAGUCCAAUCGGCAUUAGCCAUGGUCAAGGGAGCACAUUUUCAAUCUCAGUAUCACCACUGAGGUACUGCAUCUUGACCCAGUUGACGUUUGCACUUAAAAAAAAAAAAGGGAGGGAUGAAAGCUUUACAAAACCUUCAGUAAACAAGAGGAAUAACAAGCCCCCUUAAUGAAGUCAGAAGAGAUAAAUAAAUAGGUCAAGAUAUCUGCCUUUUAUUAGAGGGCAUCCUAAGACCUUUUAUCAUUAUCCAAGUUUUUAAGAUGCAGGAAUUAACUGGCAAAAAAGAGAUGUACAAAUUAGAUAUUCCAAACUUCAAUCACAACUUCUUUUUCUUCUAUGUCACCAUUGUGAUGACUGGUGAAAAGCAUUUGUUAUUUCUGUAGGAACUGGCAGCAAACAAACCUAAAGUCUCCCAAGUCCCUUGCAUCCCACACUGGUGGAAAUGAAGAAAGAUGAACACAAUAACAACUAUAAAUGUUCACUUGUCUCCUUUUGUAUCAACUUCUAGUGCCACAGAAAGUUUAUAUUUUCAAGAGCGGAAAGGGAAAAGAAAUGCCUUUUUUACUGCAACUUAAAUGGAAGAAGAAUUUAUGUUAAAAUAUCAGGUGAUUUCCUGUAUAAAACAGGCAUUCUAGAUUCUAGCACAGGUGAGCAAGCUCAGGAUGAAUGUAAUUAAGUGGAAUAGUAUAUAUUUAUUUUUUUACCACAUUUGUCAUCAAUAUGUUGUCUCACUAAAUCAAAGGAUGUGAUGAAACAAUAAGAAUUGGAUGAUCAGAGAAGAGUGUAGUAAUAGUGUCCAGUUCUCACUGCUCAGUUUAAUUAUAUAUAUAAACUGGGGAGAUUUAUCCACCAUGCUGCUACUAGCUGCAUUAAUAUGAGCUGCCGAUUCUUCACAUCAUUCCCCCACCUAAAAAUGUACACUUUUUUUUUUCAUGUGAACAUAGCUGUAUUUGGACUUUUUAAAUUAUACAGGAUUUAUCAAGAGGUCUGAAUCCAGAUUCAUGUAAUUAGACUGAAGCUGCUUAAAGGAAAAUAUUUUUGGCAGAGGACUGGAAAACACUAGAAUUUCUAUAUGCUUCUAAGGUAAGUAAAAGAACCAAAGUGAAACUGCAAGUGUUUGUAAACAGCAAAAGCCAUCAGUUGUGAGUAGGCAUCCACCGUUCAUUAGCCUAUCAGACAUUGAGCACUUCUAGUAGGAGAAAGUGUGUCUGAACGGUAGGGCAGUUACGGGUUUUGUAACUCCACUGAUUCCACACACGUUCCAAGGGUCCACAUUGUCAACCGGAGUUUCAGACUUCUCAUGAGACAGUGUCCAGUGGUCACAGGUGGAAGGGUAUACAGAAGACUGGAAAAGGGUGGAGAAGCAUAAACCGCUAUUGGAAAAACAAUUCACAUUCCUUUAUGGCGGCACAACUUGUAAGCUUUUAAAAAGUUGACACUAGUGCUAUUAAAAGUUAAAAUAUCUCAACGGUUACCAACAUCUGUGUAGAACCAGCUCAUUUUUGUUAUCAAAAAUGAACAUUUGUGAGUGGGGUACAUAUUUCACAUUAUUUAAAUGUGAAUUAUCUUUCAAAGGAAGCUUUGAGAAUACAAGCUGAUGUUUCUCACUGAGUCCUCACCCUAGGAGAUUCACAGCACUCACAAUCUGAGAGUUAAGUCCAAGAGGCAAUUAAUCCAGACAGAAGAAUAAUCAUCAGCCUCAAGAAAAGAGGCAAAGAAGGUGAAAACAUUUAGUUAACAAGUCACUGCGUUGGAAAGUUCAGGAAACAAGGAAAUGCAGCAAGGGGAUGUUAAGAACAAUGUAUUUCACUUCCUGCACCAACGUGUUCCUUGUUUUCUUCUGUUUGAUCAGGCUUUCAGUGAACUAAGCUCUACCAAGACACAAUGCUUAUGCAAUUGCCUUGCAGCCCAUGUGCAUCAUUACAGUCACAUGGCGAUACCAAGAAAGGUCAGAAACCUUUCUGUGCAUUAUGAAGCAUGCUUUUGGCAGGCUGAUUGUUGAGCAAAAUGCCCAAGGGCAAAGGAACUUGUAUUUAACAACAUGCUUCAAAUGUGCCAACCUUUAGUUAGCAGCCUUUUCCGAAGGCUUCUCCAAAUCUAUCUUAUCUAUGGAGAGAAGAGGGGGAUAUUCUUACUUCAUUUUCUUUGUUACUUUUAUGAAUGUCUGCUAAAACUGUUGUGGACUCUUUCAUCUUCAUUGUAUUACUGGUCUACUCAAGAGGAAUCUCAGAUUCAUUAGAAAUUCCUCACCAGUGCUUAGUGAAUUAGUUCAAGGCAUAGGCUUCUCCUCUGGGGUAGAUUCCAUUGGUUAGUUUGUCAGGGUUAAGAAAUUUGCCAAGCCCAGAAGCUGUAUAAAUGUUUAGGAUACAGCACCUUAUUGAUCUGGAGCACACAUUCCAGGUAAAAUGAAGCAGAACACUUUACUUACCUCUUAAAUUUUGCCAUUAUAUAUAACAUGUAAAUUCAGAUGUUAAAAGUGUGAUUGCAAGAUGUCAGAACACUAUUUUUCCUGAAUGUUUCCCAUUUAUUCUACAAUGUGGUGUCUGUAGAAUAUAUUAUGAUGGAUGUUAGAUUGUCUUAUUUUCACCUGGUUUUUACACAUGGCAUCAAACUGCUCCUUUUUGAAUUUGAUGAUAAAACUCUCACUUAUUGCAAUGGGACCAGACUUCCCAUUCUCGAUAUUAUGACCAUUUAAUGAGAUAGAAGCCUCAUCAUCCAUCAUCAUGUAGCUAUAGCAUGUGCCAUAUGAUGUAUUCUGUAUCAAAGGAUAUCUUAUGAACUAGACACAUAUAUAGUUGUGACAUGUGGUAAUAUUAGUGAACGUUACAGGACAGUUUUAAUAUCUCAUUACAUGGUCUUGUUUGUAUAUCUGUAACUUUCAAUAAAAUAGCACAUGCUGCAUCAAACAUUAAGUUCCACUAUCCAAUUAUUAGCUUACAUAUGGAAUAUGCAUUUCUGGUCACAGUGUGUAAGUUUGGUAUGUUUCACGCAUUUCUUUGUAUAGCUUCACUUAAAAUGUCUGUAUGAGCUGAUGUAUAAACCUCUAAUGAGCCACUGUGGGCUGUGACAGACGAGUUGUGAUGGUGUGAAAGAUGAACUGGCAUGUUAUGCAAAAGAUUAUAAGAUAAAUGAACUUUAAUAAUAUUUUAAAACUCAACUGAGCUUAGCUGUUUGUUUACAUAUGCUGGUUGACUGAGGAAGCAGUGUGCAGUAUUUUAUAAAUAUUUUCCUAUAGUAAUCCAUUUUGUUGUUUCCAGUUUCAGUGAUUCUAUUCUACAGUUGGGGUAUACACUUGUCUUAGGUAUUGUAUUAUAGCACAUUAUUCUUUCACAAUAACAGUGUGAUAUGACUGAAGUAGUUUCUGUUCCUUACAGUCCAGUCUUUUUUUGUGUCAAAGAAAAUGCAUGCAUUGUUCCAUGAGUUUCUUUGGACUGCUAGGAGACUUAACAUUUUGCUAUUGCCUGCCUGUAAAGAUGAAUCCAGUUAGGAAUGAAUUCAAACUUUUGGAUGUUUACAUUCUUUCCAUUAUUUUUGAUCUUUAGCAAAGUAAGUAAUUUUUUUAUUAUUUUUAAAAGACAAUUGUAUUUUAUGAAAUUUGAAUACUCAAAAUGCGAACCUACAGCAGUGCUCAGACAUUUGGCUCUCUCUUUUUUUGGAAGAGAUCAGGUGCUACACUAUUUUCUUAGCACAAGUGCCAGUUAACAAAUGGCAGUGAGGGGAUAAUUUGAAAAUAUAAUGAAAAACCAAAACAUCCAUUCAUAUACGUACGGAAAUCCCUCUGGGUUCCAGACAUAGAUUACCUUCUCUUUUUUUUCUUUUUUUUUUUUUUUAUUUUCCAUUUAUAGAUUUUUUGGUAAAAAAAAAAAACAAAAAACAAUGAAACUGAUUUGUACCUUUUGCGGAAAGGAUAGCCUUUUGUCAGGGGAUAAAUAUCUUAGUUAGGUAUAUUUUUUGUAUGAGAAGAAAAUGAUUUGUUUCUUAGAAACCGUCAGUGCAUGGAAAAUGCAACUACAUGAAUAACUGCUCAAAAAAACAAGUGCUGGUAGCAGCACACAGCCUUAGUCCAAUGACUGCAGUGGGUGCAAGCCAGUAUCUGUCCUGAGAGCAGAAGUUAUCAAAGGUUUUAGAGUGAGCCAGCGAAACAAAAUGCUCUGUAAAGUCAUGGUGCAGGUUUUCAAGACAAGCAUGAAUGUCUUGUUAUGUUGCUCAGGUUAAACGUUGAAAAGGAUCUGAUAAUGGCCCGAAGGGAAAGUGUGAGCUGGUUUUUCCUGGAUUUCCCUUGGAAUGCUUAAGUAGUUGUGAUGUUUUCCCCUGCUUAAAAAUUAUAACAUAUUUGCAUUUUUGCACAAAUACAUAUAAUUAGUUCAACAAAGACCACAUUUUUAGUUCUGUUGUGAGAUACUAGGUAUAGAUCAUCAUCUUUAAAAAAAAUGGGUAAGAUUCCUAUCAUGAAGUUUCCCUUCAACCACCUAAGAUAAAAUCACAGUCCAAACUGGGACAAGUGAGGCAUUGGAGGGUGUCUGCUUACCUAGUAAAACCCUUCACAUUCACUGUCCUUGCUACAUGUUGGCAUAGGAGCAGUAAUACUGGAUGCAGAGGAACUUUGUUUCUGCACCCUGCUUUAUACCCAGUCAUACAGUGAAUGCUACAGGUCCCACAGGCUUCUCUUCUCCAGGAUUGAUUACAUUUAUGGUCUUACCCACAGUAGUGCAAAUCUACAGAAAAAAUCCACUGAUUUCAGUGGUGCAUUCUCACUUCUGUCAGGAGAUGGAUUUAUUUUGCAUUUCUAACUCAAUAUUAACUUUGAGUCAUGGCAUGGGAUACACUAUAUCAUCUUCAAGUUGGAAGUCUAAUGAUGGAGCCAUUGAGCCAGUCUGGUUGUGAAACAGUCUUUGACCUUUUAAUUUUUGCUGUAUGCUUUCAGAUCAUUCACAGAGCCACACAAUACUUAUUUCAAAAGGCUGUUAGGUAAAAACAUUUGAUUAUUAAAUUGCUGCUGUUUCUGCUGCAGGGAAGUGAUAACUCUUGUUUAUUUUAAUAUCUGGGAGGGAGGGGGAAGGGACAGAAGAGGAAAUUGGAUGUGAAAUACAGUUUUAUGCCUGCACAAGAGUAAAUUGUAUUAAAGUUAUAUCUUUUUUCCACCACUGCAGUUGUUGUACAUGACGAGAGUCUAUUUGCUGCUGCUGCUGUCUGGAACAGUGUUUGCAAUAUUCUAUACUAAUAGCUAUUUAAUCAUUUAUUAUUUGGGCUAUCAUUUGUAAGUGUGUAACAAUCAUUUAUAAAGGGAUAAAAAUUACUAAAAUGUUAUUUUAAACAAACUCCUACUAAUACAAAGCUUUUCAAGUAUCAUUUGUCUAAAUGUACAUAACUAAGGAAAAUGGUCCUUUCCAAAGGUCUACUGGAUUCACAAUGCACUUUUAGACUGUGUUUAGAUGCGUAAUAAAAGCAGACGUUGGCAAUUACUACAGUAGAACUUUCUGAAAUUUCUGUAACUAUUGUUUUGCAAUAAAAAAAA